AUGAGCGCAACUGCGAACGCGGCCAGCGGGUCAUCCCCAUCGAACGUUGCGAGCUACAAGAUUAUUGACAGCACGCUGCGAGAAGCCGACCAAUGGGCAACGAACCCCCUCUCCCGAGACACCAAAGUGGCCAUUGCGAAGGCCCUGGACUCGUUUGCCGUUGACUACAUUGAGAUCACGAGCCCCUCCUCAAGCGAACAAGCACUCGAGGACUCCAAGGCUAUCGCUGCCUUGGGCCUGAAGGUCGAGGCCGGUGUCGGAAGUGUUGGUCUUGUUGUUGGAGCAUCUAGCUUUUCCUCUGACGUCUCCCACGAGAAGAGCUUAGAAAAGAUCCAGGAAUCUGCUGUGGAAGUGAUAUCAUACCUGAAGAGCCAAAACGUGGAGACACAAUUCUCGUUCGAGGACACCUUCCGUUCCGAUCUUGUCGAUCUACUGAGCCUCUACCAGGCUGUUAAGGAGGCUGGAGCAGACCGGGUUGGAAUAAACGAUAUUAUUGGCGGAACUACCCCUCGUUUAGUAGACGAUAAUGUGCGAACACUUCGAGGUGUCAUAAAGGGCGAUAUCGAGUGCCGCUUCCACGACGAGACAGGUUGUGCCGUUGGAAAUGCGGUGACAGCCCUCGAGGCUGGAGCGACCCAUAUUGAUACCACCGUUCUGGGAAUUGGCGAGCGAAAUGGUCUCGUUCCCCUGGGAGCUUUUUCUGCCCGUAUGCUCGUCGCCGCACCAGAGUACACCAAGGGCAAGUACAACCUCAAGGAGCUCAAGGCACUUGAAACCGUCGUUUCCGAAGCGGUUAACAUCAAUGUUCCGUACAACAACCCAGUGACUGGAUUUUCCGCUUUCACUCACAAGGCAGGCAUCCAUGCCAAGGCUAUUCUCAACAACCCUUCAACCUACGAAGUCUUCGACCCAGCAGAGUACGGUAUCUCCCGCAAUGUGGCCAUUAACAGUCGUGUAACUGGUUGGAACGCCGUACGCAGCAGAGUCGACCAGCUUGGUUUGGUAAUGACUGAUGAUGAGGUCAAGGCAGUCACCGCCAAGAUCAAGCAAACAGCCGAUACGCGCCCUCUCACCAUUGAGGACACUGAUAACAUUCUUCACGCAUUCCACGCUGAGCUUCAGAAAGCUUGA
Clonostachys byssicola is the source of this 1131-nucleotide messenger RNA. NCBI's taxonomy places the organism in Eukaryota, Fungi, Ascomycota, Sordariomycetes, Hypocreales, Bionectriaceae. The record is from the annotation of a GenBank genome assembly.